Molecule: messenger RNA, 1446 nt
Organism: Talaromyces proteolyticus
Lineage: Eukaryota; Fungi; Ascomycota; Eurotiomycetes; Eurotiales; Trichocomaceae
Product: putative TOR signaling pathway protein TipA
Exons: 4
Coding region: 210-1040 (276 amino acids)
Biological process (GO): TOR signaling
Cellular component (GO): cytosol
Source: RefSeq, a predicted model, not a curated record
CUAUCACAAGGUCUUGCUGAACUGACAUAUUGCGGGGCAGGCCGAUAGUAGACUCCGAUAGAGCACCGCCGGCGACGAUGAGUAGCACCUUGAUAUCGUGUUGAACAGAACAACAGUCAGCAUCCGCACCCCCACCAGGGACACGCAGCUCUCUCUCGACGUCUUCGCGUUUGAGAAUCGGGACCAAGUGCGUCCUUGUACGCUCGAAAAUGGCAAACAGCGGUCCCUCACCUAGUCAGCAUCCCAUGGGAGUUGACAGCCCGAUGCCUUCAAAGCCGAAAACCUUUGUACACAAGGGUUUCAGGAUUACAACCCAGAAGCUCCCCAUCUUAAAGGCUGGCCCUAUUGAUGACAUGACCAACAAGCUUGGAAUUGCCCCUCCAGAGAUGAUCUUCGGGGAUAAUUAUGUGGCCAUCGAGCAUGGCGCCAGUGGAUGGGGUAUUUCCUUCAACGCGUUUGAUGCAUUGGACAGAGUGGACAAAACUGGUGCGGCAAUGUUGAAGGUGGCGCACUCCAAGGAAUGGCAAAAGAGCAGAGAACACACUCACGAGGGAAUCAAGGAGGUCAUAAAACCCUUUGACUGGUCAUACAGCACUGAUUUUAAAGGAACACUGCAUUCUGGGGCCGCACCAUUCGCCCCUUCUAGCAAUCAGAUACCGAUUGAGCUUCUUAAACGACCCGACCCCAUCCGGUUCUAUGACGACGUCGUACUUUACGAAGACGAACUGGCAGACAAUGGCAUCUCCAUGUUGUCUUGCAAGAUUCGUGUCAUGGAGGAUCGCCUUUUAUUGCUAUCUCGUUUUUUCAUGCGAUUAGACAAUGUGGUCUUCAGGCUCAGAGACACCAGAAUGUAUGUGGACUUCAACAAGGCCGAAAUAAUACGGGAUUACCAGGCUAGAGAAAUGAAUUAUGAGGACGUGCGCCGGGCUCUGGCCAGUGUUCGCGAAGAUGUCCCUGCAGCAAUGAGGGAUCCAAAUAGACUGGCCCAGGUUCUCCCACUCGUCGAAAGCACUUUAGAACGCGUCUCGCUCGGUAAAUGACAAAGGAGAGAUACAAAUAUUUCGGCGAGAUUAACUUUCUCUAUGAUCUGGAGAAUUUACAUCUUUUAGAUGCGUAAAGCAGAAGCAAUUCGGAGUUGGAUGCUUUAUCUAUGAUCGGCGGCGCGGGAUGCCAGCCAAACACUGCAAACACAAAAAAUUAAAGGACUUAGGUGACCACGAACCGUCAUGGCUUACUAUCCUGUAGAUUACUCUACGUUGCAGAAUAUCUCUAAAAGAAAUAUAAUUCCUUCGAAUACAUUGCGAUGUCUAGUCAAUUCUUAUGUCCUCGAUGUCUUUUCGGCUCCGGCUUGUCCGUAGUUGCAAAAAAUCAGGUCUCUAUAUACAAGGGGUCCUUCGAUAUCGAUCCCAAAGAAAUACAAUGAAAUUACUAGAGCCAAUUCGUUAU